GUAUCUGACGAUGAUAGGUCAGCACGGCAGGAAGAGAUCGUCGUAGGGGGAUCACCAUAGCUAAUCGUACCACCCAAGGUGGCACAGAUUGAAAGCUCUAUCAGCACACAUCCUCUCUUGACCUGAUCACUAUAUCUAUCGACGUUCAACCGGUACGCGAGCACCUAACUACGCGCUCGUACAGUUUCAUUAAAGUCAUAGCUUUAUACAUAGCGUAUACAUUACUUCUCUCCGAGUGUUUACUCGCGAGCGCAAGCGCGCGCCUUUACUCCUUUCAUCCAAUGUGCGAGCGCGAGAGUCGAGUAUCGAGAAAGAGAGAGAGAGUUGGGUCGAGAAGUGAAAGCCUCUCGACCUCUCCCCGCCGCCUUCCCCUAUCAGGGCGCGAUACUACACAGCAGCCGCUUCCGGUUAACCGGAAGUGACGCUCUACGGUGACUACUACCGUAUUUCGUCGGAAUAUUAAUAUUACCAAGCAAACGUAAACCAUCAUCACCGCUCCAGACAGGCAUCAUGGAAGUCGCCACCGAACUAUCACCGUUGUCAGGAUCGGACACACAAUGCAAAAUUACCGAACGAACCUCGUAUUACCCCCAGGAGCCAAAUAAAAGGCCGCAAACCAGGCAAGAGAAGGUUCGAUCGUGUCUCAAGCACAAUUCGUUGACGAUAUUGACUGUGACCGGUGUAUUCGGCGGUGUGGUCCUCGGUAUUAUCUUGAGGAGCUUGCGAACUCAAGGAUGGACGCCGCGCGAGAUCAUGUACAUCAACUACAUAGGAGAUCUGUUUCUCAGAAUGCUGAAGAGUUUGAUUUUACCUCUUAUCAUAUCCAGCCUGGUCUCAGCAAUUGGAUCCCUUGAUCUGUCAUUGAGCGGGAAAAUUGGUGUUCGUGCUAUAGUGUAUUACAUGGUCACCACGAUUAGCGCUGUUGUACUAGGUAUCAUUUUGGUAAUCACUAUCCAGCCGGGUGUGGGAAAUAAUCCUGACAUAAGGACAAAAGAACGAUCUCAAAAUGUCUCGACUAUCGAUACGUUGAUGGACUUGAUUCGGAAUAUGUUUCCCCCGAAUUUAGUAGAGGCAUGUAUCUCUCAACAUAAAACGGAAAUGCAGAAACCGGAAAACAGUACAUCAGAUAACAUGGACGAGUGGAAGCCAGUGUCAAAAAGCGUGUCAGGAACCAAUAUAAUGGGUCUCGUCGUUUUCGCCACGGUGCUUGGUAUAACAUUGGGAAAAAUGGAAGAGCAAGGAAAACCGUUGCUCGUAUUCUUCGAGUCCUUGUCUGGCGCUAUGAUGAUGAUCACUCAUUGGGUGAUUUGGUUGUCGCCUAUUGGUGUACUGUUUCUAGUAGCCGCUAAAAUUACGGAAAUGCAAUCGUUGGACGAAAUAGUUUCCCAACUGGGAAUGUACUUUCUCACCGUGUUGAUAGGCUUGUUGAUACACGGCUUCAUCGUUCUGCCUCUAUUAUAUUUUCUAAUAACGAAGAGAAAUCCAUAUGUAUACAUAUCCAAUUUGGCCCAAGCGUUGGUCACAGCGUUUGGUACGUCCUCAAGCUCCGCUACUCUUCCAAUUGCUAUUAAUUGUUUGGAAGAAGGAAACAAUGUCGAUCCACGAAUUACCAGAUUCGUUUUGCCGAUCGGCGCCACUAUCAAUAUGGAUGGCACGGCUUUAUACGAAGCUGUGGCCGCGAUUUUCAUCGCGCAAGUGCGUCAAGUCAGUCUUAGUUUCGGACAGCUGGUGGCAAUCAGUAUCACAGCGACUGCGGCAAGUAUCGGAGCAGCUGGAAUUCCACAGGCAGGUCUGGUUACGAUGGUAAUGGUAUUGGAUACAGUUCGCCUACCGUCCGAAGACGUAUUCCUUGUCAUUGCUGUUGAUUGGUUAUUAGAUCGUUGUAGAACAACAGUGAACGUAGUAGGUGAUUCUCUCGGGGCAGGAAUUGUGAAUUAUUUAAGCAGAAACGAACUUACUUCGUUGCCACAUAAUGCACAGACGCAAAACGGAGCAGAUCAUCAUACCACGACAUCCAUAUGAAACCGAAGUCGAUAUUAUUAUCGGCAAGAUUUGUAAAUGCUAACAAACAAACGAAGAACGAUGAGCGUUCGCCCCCCCCCCCCCGAUAUUUUGCCCGGUAAAUGUCGUACUCUCCCACCGAACUUUAAAUUUGAAAGUCGAAGACGAAGUUCAGUACAAAUAUAAUAAUAAAAUUCUUCGCAAUCAACAUGCAUAUAAUAGCAAAUAAUAAUAUAUCUAUUAUAUUUUAUUCUAUUCUAGUAGUCAGUCUUCAAAAAGAGACUUUAAUGAUUCUUAUACAAUAUUAUUAGAAAGAUUGAAGCAAUAUUUUUUUGUAUUUAACUACGCUGCUGCCAGAUUCGUUCAAUUAGAGUACAAAAAAUAAUCAAAUGACACGAUCAUGUUUCAAUGGUCAUUUUUCGUUGAUUUUAAUAAUAAGUUACAAGAUCCAAUUGAAAUGAUACGAAAAAACACAAGAGUUGAAAGAUUUGAAGAUUUGAUUUUGUUUAAGUUCAAACUUUAAACAUGUAAAAAAAAAAAAAAAAAAAAAUGUAAGUCAAAAUGAAUCGAGCCUUAAAUUUAUCCGAUUGAUUAAUCAUGUGCCAUAUAUUUAAUCUGUUAGAAACUAUCCUUCCUAAGUUGAAGUUGUUAAAUUGUUUAAAAUAUUUUAUCAUUUAAAACUCAUUUUCUCAAAAUAAUUUCUUUUAUGAAAAAGAAUUUUUUUAAUAUGGCAUAAAAGCUGUUUAAAAAAGUUGGCGAUUUAAUGAUCUUACUGCCUAAGUGUUCUAAUUUAUUCUAAAGGUGUUCUUUUUUAUCUUAUUACUUCUGAACUUCUCGUUUACGGCGAAACAUCAUUCUCUUCUUGCGAAGCAAUAAAAUUGUUAUGCAAAUGUUUAAUUCUAAAAGCAUUUUUUUUAAUUAUAAUAAUAUUUUUAAAUAUAAUAAUUCUCUUGCAUAUAACAAGAAAAAAGAGCGGUACUUUAAAGUAAUGCAAAAAAAAGGAUAUAGAAUGUAGUUGAGAUACAUCCCAUUUUAUAUGAUUAUUUUAGGCAUGUAUUAACAAUAUUAAGUAUUAACGAUAGUUAUACAUAUAUAUUAAACUACGGUUUACAUUUUAAUCUUUUUAUCUUUCACUGCUACAAUGUGAUUAUUAAUUUCUAAAUUUUUAGAAGUAUACUUAUAAAAUAUGUAUAUCUGUAUGUGCAAUUUCUUAUAGAUUAAUAUAUCUGUAAAAAAUUACAGAAAAAUGCAGAAGAGAAGCUGUUUCAAAAUAGCGUUAUAUAUAGAGUAAUAAGAAUAUUAUGAUAUUCAAUAUAUUACAUUACAUUAGACAGAAAAGUGUUCAAUUAUUAAUUAGAAAGAGAAAAAUAUUUUAUUACUCUUUAACAAGAAACGAUCAAAAAUGCAUAAUUAUAGUCUUUUAUACAGUUACAUUUGUGCAUGCAGUAAAUAUAACUGCAUAGUCAAUUUAUAUAUGUAAUUUAUUUACUACUUUAUACCUUUUAUAUGGGUGUAAAUUUAAUUAAAUUUAAAAAAAUGAUUAAA
Messenger RNA from Apis laboriosa (Himalayan honeybee), 3546 nucleotides. RefSeq names its product excitatory amino acid transporter 1-like. Bases 511 to 2022 code for a protein of 503 amino acids. The record is from RefSeq and is a predicted model, not a curated record. The transcript is spliced from 8 exons. Gene Ontology annotation, molecular function: glutamate:sodium symporter activity; L-glutamate transmembrane transporter activity; neutral L-amino acid transmembrane transporter activity. Gene Ontology annotation, biological process: L-glutamate transmembrane transport. Gene Ontology annotation, cellular component: plasma membrane. Lineage: Eukaryota; Metazoa; Arthropoda; Insecta; Hymenoptera; Apidae.